GGGGCUCCUUUUCCUUGCCAUGACCUUCUCCCCCCUCUCCCCCCACCCCUUGAAAAACCCCUCUCCAUCGCCUCUUCUCCCCUCCACGGGCCGCUCAAAACCCCUCUCCUCUCGCGUUCACAGAUUCUUCAAUCCUCCCGAAACCCUGACCCUAACCCCAGCGAGCAAUCGAAGACGAGAAAUGGCCCAGAGAGAGAAGGAGCUCCAGGUCCCGGAGACUCUCACCCUCUGCGUCAACAACUGCGGAUUCGCCUCCCCCUCGCCGCCCUCCCGCUCCAGCCACGAGAAAGCCAGCUCCGCCCCGGCUCGGUCGCCGGAUCCGGCAGCGGAAGCAGGGAGGGGAGCUGCGGAUGCGCCGGCGGCCAAGGCUGAUGCUGCCACCGCGGUGGUGUCGCCGGUGAGGCGGGUGAGCCGGUGCGCGGGUUGCCGGAAGAGGGUGGGGCUUACGGGGUUCCGGUGCCGGUGCGGAAGCAGGGAGGGAAGCCAAUGACCCCCCUCCAAACAACCCCUGUUGGAAGGGUCAUCCCUCCUCCCUCAACCCAUUCCAGAGAUCGGUAGAAGAGAUAGAGGUACAGAGACCAAACCCUUCUCCAAUCCCUCUUUUGCUUGAUCUUUUCGAUUUUUUUUUGGUUGUUUUCUCAUAUUUUCUUGGGAUCUAUUCUACCCUCAGAUGUCGAUGAGUUCUAUGCGAUGUGCGAUCCAGGUGAGUUUUUUUUUGUUUUUUUUGGUAAAGAUCGGUAGAAGUUUGAGAUCAGGGUUGUUUUGGUGUUAGAUCUGGUUCUUGGAAUCGAGGAAUUUGGGUGU
This is a messenger RNA of Phoenix dactylifera (date palm), 804 nucleotides long. Lineage: Eukaryota; Viridiplantae; Streptophyta; Magnoliopsida; Arecales; Arecaceae. The record is from RefSeq and is a predicted model, not a curated record.